AUGGAUGAAAAAGAUCCUAUUAGUCAUGACCACGGUAGUGCAAGUUCAGGUGAUGUCAAGAAAGUCAUAGAUCUCUAUAAUCGGGGAGAAAAAGCCAUAGAGUACCAGAACCUACAUCUUAAAAAAGCUAAAGAAGUAGGAGACAAGCAUGGAGAGGGUAACGCUUAUGGCAAUCUUGGCAAUGCUUAUUUUAGUCUGGGUGAUUUCAAAAAAGCCAUAGAGUACCAUAACCUACAUCUUAAAAUAGCUAAAGAAGUAGGAGACAAGCAUGGGGAGGGUGUUGCUUAUAGCAAUCUUGGCAAUGCUUAUGACCGUCUGGGUGAUUUCAAAAAAGCCCUAGAGUACCACAACCUACAUCUUAAAAUAGCUAAAGAAGAAGGAGACAAGCACGGGGAGGGUGGUGCUUAUGGCAAUCUUGGCAAUGCUUAUAGCCGUCUGGGUGACUUAAAAAAAGCCAUACACUACCACAACCUACAUCUUAAAAUAGCUAAAGAAGUAGGAGACAAGCAUGGGGAGGGUGGUGCUUAUGGCAAUCUUGGCAAUGAUUAUCACCGUCUGGGUAAUUUCAAAAAAGCCAUAGAGUACCAUAACCUACAUCUUAUAGUAGCUAAAAAAGUAGGAGACAAGCAUGGGGAGGGUGGUGCUUAUGGCAAUCUUGGCAAUGCUUAUGGCCGUCUGGGUGAUUUCAAAAAAGCCCUAGAGUACCACAACCUAGAUCUUAAAAUAGCUAAAGAAGUAGGAGACAAGCAUGGGGAGGGUAGCGCUUAUGGCAAUCUUGGCAAUGCUCAUGACAGUCUGGGUGAUUUCAAAAAAGGCAUAGAGUACCACAACCUAGAUCUUAAAAUAGCUAAAGAAGUAGGAGACAAGCAUGGGGAGGGUGUUACUUAUGGCAGUCUUGGCAAUGCUUAUUGCCAUCUGGGUGAUUUAAAAAAAGCCAUAGAGUACCACAACCUACAUCUUAAAAUAGCUAAAGAAGUAGGAGACAAGCAUGGGGAGGGUGGCGCUUAUGGCAGUCUUGGCAAUGCUUAUCGCUGUCUGGGUAAUUUCAAAAAAGCCAUAAAGUACCACAACCUACAUCUUAAAAUAGCUAAAGUAGUAGGAGACAAGCAUGGGGAGGGUAUUGCUUAUGGCAAUCUUGGCAAUGCUUAUGACAGUCUGGGUGAUUUCAAAAAAGCCCUAGAGUACCACAACCUACAUCUUAAAAUAGCUAAAGAAGUAGGAGAUAAGGAUGGGGAGGGUGUUACUUAUGGCAGUCUUGGCAAUGCUUAUGAGAGUCUGGGUGAUUUAAAAAAAGCCAUAGAAUACCACAACCUACAUCUUAAAAUAGCUAAAGAAGUAGGAGACAAGCAUGGGGAGGGUAGCGCUUAUGGCAAUCUUGGCAAUGCCUAUCGCCUUCUGGGUGAUUUCAAAAAAGCCAUAGAGUACCACAACCUACAUCUUAAAAUAGCUAAAGAAGUAGGAGACAAGUAUGGGGAGGGUAAGGCUUAUGGCAAUCUUGGCAAUGCUUAUUUUAGUCUGGGUGAUUUCAAAAAAGCCCUAGAGUACCACAACCUAGAUCUUAGAAUAGCUAAAGAAGUAGGAGACAAGCAUGGGGAGGGUGUUGCUUAUUGCAACCUUGGCAAUGAUUAUUUUAGUCUGGGUGAUUUCAAAAAAGCCCUAGAGUACAACAACCUAGAUCUUGAAAUAGCUAAAGAAGUAGGAGACAAGCAUGGGGAGGGUGGUGCUUAUGGCAAUCUUGGCAAUAAUUAUUGCUGUCUGGGUGAUUUCAAAAAAGCCAUAGAGUAUUACAACCUAGGUCUUAUAAUAGCUAAAGAAGUAGGAGACAAAUCCUUUGAGGCAAAGACGUACUGUUCAUUAGGAGGCGUUUUUGAGUUGCAAGGUGGACUGCCAAAUGCCGUUGAACAUUACCAAGCUAGCAUAAACUUAUUCAAUUCGUUGAGAGUACUUCUAAUAUCUAAAGAUGAGUGGAAAGUUAAUUUUCGAAAUCAGUAUCAAGUGGCGUAUACGGGUUUGUGGAGAGUUCUUGUAGAACAAGCUAAUGUAGAUGAAGCCUUAUUUGUUGCUGAGAAAGGACGAGCUCAAGCUCUGACCGACCUCAUGGAAUCCAGUUUUUGUGGUGGAACAAGUCACCACAAGGGAGAAGAUGAAGAUUGCGCAGUUUUAAAAAACGUUCCAUCAAACACUGUCUUUCAGGCAGUGGACAAAGCUAACGUCAAUCUUUGGGUUGUGUCCGAAGGAAAACAAGUUCAGUUAAGACAAAGUAAACUCAAAGGUUUUGUUUCAGAGAAUAGUGGAUCUAGCCUGUCCUUUGAGGCGUUCAUGCUCGGUGUCUAUACACAACUUGGUGUUCGUUCUAAUGUGAGAUGCGAGAAUCGAUCUUUAGAUGCUUUGAGGGAGGGCCGUUCGAAAGUGGAUGAGAAAACCAAAAAAGCCAAGCCUCAACCUCACAUCCAACAAGACGGAUGCUUGAGCACUUUGUAUGAUAUCGUUAUGAAGCCGGUGGCUGACUUGAUUGAAGGGGAUGAGCUACUCAUUAUUCCUGAUGGAGCCCUGUGGAUCGCUCCUUACGCUGCAUUGAAGGAUGGUAAUUCUAAAUACCUGUGUGAAUCGUUCACAAUCCGAGUCGCUCCAUCGUUAGCAAGUCUUAGACUCAUUGCUGAUUGCCCAGAUGAUUAUCACAAAAGCAGUGGUGCGUUACUUGUAGGAGAUCCGUGGGUAUCCGAGGUUACUAACAGCGAGGGAAAGAAAGUCUUCGAGCAGCUUGAGUAUGCUAAAAAAGAAGUAGAAAUGAUCGGAAAAAUUCUGAAUAUCACGCCAAUCACUGGCAGUCAGGCCACAAAGCGUGAGGUGUUGAAAAGACUCAGUUCCGUUUCCCUAGUUCACUUUGCGGCACACGGAUGUAUGGAAACUGGCGAAAUUGCUCUUACACCUGACCCAGACCGAAUAUCUACUGUGCCAACGGAGGAGGAUUACAUUUUAACAAUUGGAGAUGUGUUGAAUGCUCAACUUCGGGCCAAACUUGUUGUGCUUAGUUGCUGCCACAGCGGCCGGGGCGAGAUCAAGGCUGAAGGUGUGGUUGGCAUUGCGCGCGCUUUUAUGGGGGCUGGUGCUCGGUCUAUUGUGGUGGCCCUGUGGGCGAUUGAUGACGAGGCUACUCUUGAGUUCAUGAAAUACUUUUAUCAACAACUUGCAGGAGGUAAACCAGCAAGCGAGUCACUGAACCUGGCCAUGAAAAGCCUCAGAGAAUCAGACAAGUUCUGCGACAUCAAACACUGGGCGCCCUUUUUGCUGAUUGGAGAUGACGUCACUCUUGACUUCAAGGCAAAGGAAAGAGAAAAUUUGAAUAUGAAAUCACAUAAAUGA
Pocillopora meandrina is the source of this 3363-nucleotide messenger RNA. The record is from the annotation of a GenBank genome assembly. NCBI's taxonomy places the organism in Eukaryota, Metazoa, Cnidaria, Anthozoa, Scleractinia, Pocilloporidae.